AUGACGUACAAGCCCCCUAAGGUCGAAGAAGACUACUCCGACACAUCCGAACCUCAAAAGCGCAAGCGCGAUGAAAAAUACCCUGAGCUGGAACCAGCAACUCCUCAACAAGAAUUCGAGACAGAAAAACAACAACCGCCCAGCAAAGCACCUAGGCCUGAUGAGACGCCUGUCGAGGAGGGUAAGAUAAAUGCAGAAGGCGAGGUGAAUGAUGAUGAUGAGGAGGAGGAGCUUAGUGAUGUGUAUGAAGAGGGCGAGGACGAGUUUGAGGAGGGGAACGACAAAAACGAAGAUGACGAAGAAGUAGAAGAGGAGGACAAGGAAGACGUCGAAGAUAAUCAAGUAGAGGCAGACGAUGAAGUAGAGGAAGAAAAAGAAGAAAAGGAGAAGGAAGACACUGGAAAGCAUGAGCCAAAGGUACAAAAGGCUGUUGACAAACUGGGCCGGAGUCCCCUUGAUGGCACAAAGAUUGCCCAGAAGCCUCUUACUGCAUCACCGGAAACACUGCUGGCGAUGGUUAUUGAUGCCAUGCUGAAGUCGCGCCCCAUUUCUCAUGAUUUAACUCAGCGCGCGAUCACCAAGGUUAUUGAAGCUGGGUAUCAUGAUAUCCGCAAGUUAGGGGACAGUAGCUGGGAGGAGCGCACCAUGAUUCUGAAGGAUGGAGGAUACAAUCGAUAUAGGGAACAGGGAGCUACAAAUUUAGGAGAAUUGGCGGAAUUAGUCGAUGGCAAAUACGGUGGUGAUCUCAAUAAUCUAUUGGAAGAGGCACAUCACAACCGCGACGAAGUAAGGAAGCUCAUCAAGGAAAUCAAGGGCCUCGGCGAUUUAGGCGCCGAUCUUUUCUUCAAUAAUGUCCAGAGUGUAUGGCCUGAAAUUGCUCCGUUUGUUGACAGACGCAGCCUGCAAACAGCAGAUCAAGUUGGGAUUGGCACCGAUCUGGAUACCAUCUACGCCGAUCUGAACCAUGACUCGAUGAAGAUGAGCAGACUGGCUAACGGCUUGUCUGCUGCCAGGCUGGAUAAAAGGCAAGGGGAACUUCUAAGCAUUUGA
Molecule: messenger RNA, 1050 nt
Organism: Aspergillus oryzae RIB40
Lineage: Eukaryota; Fungi; Ascomycota; Eurotiomycetes; Eurotiales; Aspergillaceae
Exons: 2
Coding region: 1-1050 (349 amino acids)
Biological process (GO): DNA repair
Molecular function (GO): catalytic activity
Source: RefSeq, a predicted model, not a curated record